Molecule: messenger RNA, 1569 nt
Organism: Orbicella faveolata
Lineage: Eukaryota; Metazoa; Cnidaria; Anthozoa; Scleractinia; Merulinidae
Source: RefSeq, a predicted model, not a curated record
UGUCUUGGCAUAUCCCGUAUACAGGAAAACGAAACUGCUGCUAAAAGGAAAUCAAACUUUCAGUUUACACGACAGUCGAGCUUGUUCAGACAACUGUUUGUUAAUUAGAACCGAUCAUGGAACCAAACAAGAAAACUUCCCUCAAAUGUGGCGACGUUCUCCUCAAAGGUUCUUCGUUUCUGUCCUUUAUUUCGUUGUUGUUGAUCGUUGCUCUUUUUUUGAGAAUGGAAUCGAUAAACAGGAAAACAGAGGGGAGCGAACUACGAAUUUCUAAAGUGGAAAGCGCCAUCAAGAUCGGAUCACUGCAGUCAACAGACCAUAAAAACGACGAAAUGGAAACACCAGAAACACAUUUUCAAAGAAACAAAAGAAAUGUUCCCCAGACGCAACCUACUCCAACAGUCUCCUUACAGCAAGUGCGCCAGGAAAUAAAGGAACAGUUAAGCCAAGCGUGCACCAGCAAAGGCAAGGUUUGCCAAGAAGGACCCCCGGGACCAAAAGGGGAUCCCGGUCCCCACGGGUAUCCCGGAUAUAAGGGUGAAAAAGGAGCUCUUGGGAUAUCCGGACCCCAAGGACCUUUAGGUCCUACGGGAGCACCGGGCACACGUGGAAGUCAAGGGCUUCAGGGACCUCAGGGAAUUAAGGGCGACAUGGGCAAGCAGGGACCUGUUGGAACCCGUGGGGUAAAAGGAGAUGUUGGACCAAUAGGCCGUCCAGGAGAAAAGGGCUUGAUUGGCUUUAAAGGGAACAAGGGGACCAGGGGCUAUACGGGCCUUCAGGGACCAAAAGGAGAAUGCAUUGUUGAUCCAAAGACCAGUAUAUAUCCAGUGUCCCAGGAACUCUUUAUCAACACACCGGCAAUAUUUUACUGCUGGGUUGACGGUCAGACAUCGAAACAGAUAACGUGGAGUAAGCUUGGAGGUGUCUUGGCUCGCGAUACUUCUGUCAAGGGUGGCGUUUUAUAUAUCAGCAGUGUACAAAAGUCUCAUGCUGGAUCCUACUUGUGCAUAAUUAUCACAGGCUAUGGAACUCUAAGAGCCAUCGGCACUCUGGGAGUGAAAGAACUACCAGUUUUUACCAGGAAGGCUCCUUCACAAGUUUCUGUCAGCCCGGGAUCAGACUUGGAAUUAUGUUGUGCAGCUACUGGGUCCUCGCCACCAACUGUAGAGUGGUCACGUGGUCAACGAUCUAUUGAUGCGACUUUGUACCAAAACGGAUGCCUUACAAUGAAGAACGUUAAAGACGAAGACACGGGAAAGUACAUUUGUCGGGCUACAAACAGACUUGGCUUUGCGCAAUUAACCACAGAAAUAUUUCUGCAUCCAGCUUCCUGCGAGGUAAUCAAGAGAAAUAAAAAGGGUGGUAACAGUGGCAAAUACAAGCUGACAAUCAAUUCCUUCGACUUCUGGGUAAGUUUAAAAACACGUACAAACAUUAAACAUCCAGCAAAAACUAUAGAUUUUCUGACCCUGGUUAUUCUUUAAGAUUCAACAAGAAACGAUGAUCUAUCGACUCUUGGGUUCGAAUGACUUAUUAAUUAAUUGGCUGAAGGAUUGACUGACUGUACGA